Molecule: messenger RNA, 768 nt
Organism: Meriones unguiculatus (Mongolian gerbil)
Lineage: Eukaryota; Metazoa; Chordata; Mammalia; Rodentia; Muridae
Gene: Mrpl50
Product: mitochondrial ribosomal protein L50
Exons: 2
Coding region: 63-542 (159 amino acids)
Cellular component (GO): mitochondrial large ribosomal subunit; mitochondrion
Source: RefSeq, a predicted model, not a curated record
GGACCGCGCAGCACGCUCGCAUCUGAUUGGCUGAGUCGGGAGCUCCGCGAAUCUUGUCAAAGAUGGCGGCCCUGUGCGUGUGCCGUUUUGCUAGUAGAGACUGGCUGUGGAAAGUUCCCUUGGCUACACGUAGAGACUUUUGGUCUCGAUCCAGAAAGGAGAAAGAGCCCCUGGUGCCUGAAGCAGUAGAGGAAGUGAAGAAAGAACCUGUCUUGGUGUGUCCACCCUUACGAAGCCGAGCGUACACCCCACCUGACGAUCUCCAGAGUCGCUUAGAAUCUCAUAUCAAAGAAGUUCUUGGUUCAUCUCUUCCUAAUAAUUGGCAAGAUAUCUCCCUGGAUGAUGGUCAUGUGAAGUUCAGACUCCUGGCACAUUUAGCUGAUGACUUGGGCCAUGCAGUACCUAACUCUAGGCUCCACCAAAUGUGCAGGGUCAGAGAUGUUCUUGAUUUCUAUAAUGUUCCUGUUCAAGACAGAUCUAAAUUUGAUGAACUCACUGCCAGUAAUUUACCUCCCAAUUUGAAAAUCAGUUGGAGUUACUGAGCAUUUCAAUCAACAAACACACUGAGAUCAUUUACUCUCCUCACUAAGGUGGCUGACAAACCUUUUGAUAUGUUACCCAUCAGAACUCCUCUCGAAACUUCCCUUUCCUAUACUUUUUUUCUCCCUGUAGAACACAUCUUUUUUUCUCAUGAAGAGUCAACAAGGAAAACCUUUUCACAUUUGCUAAUUUCCCCCAAUAAAAUCAAGUUUUGAUAGUUUAUGAAAA